Molecule: messenger RNA, 2703 nt
Organism: Symphalangus syndactylus (siamang)
Lineage: Eukaryota; Metazoa; Chordata; Mammalia; Primates; Hylobatidae
Gene: PGP
Product: phosphoglycolate phosphatase
Cellular component (GO): cytoplasm
Molecular function (GO): sn-glycerol 3-phosphatase activity
Source: RefSeq, a predicted model, not a curated record
GCGCCGCGGCGGGCGGCUGCGAGGAGCGGCCGGCGGGCGGCGGCGGCCGGCGGGCGGCGAUGGCGGCGUCGGAGGCCGGUGGCGACGACGCCCGCUGCGUGCGGCUGAGCGCCGAGCGGGCACAGGCGCUGCUGGCCGACGUGGACACGCUGCUGUUCGACUGCGACGGCGUGCUGUGGCGCGGGGAGACGGCCGUGCCUGGCGCGCCCGAGGUCCUGCGGGCGCUGCGAGCCCGCGGCAAGCGCCUGGGCUUCAUCACCAACAACAGCAGCAAGACCCGCGCUGCCUACGCGGAGAAGCUGCGGCGCCUGGGCUUCGGCGGCCCCGCGGGGCCCGGCGCCAGCCUGGAGGUCUUCGGCACGGCCUACUGCACCGCGCUCUACCUGCGCCAGCGCCUGGCCGGCGCCCCCGCGCCCAAGGCCUACGUGCUGGGCAGCCCAGCCCUGGCCGCGGAGCUGGAGGCCGUGGGCGUCGCCAGCGUGGGUGUGGGGCCUGAGCCACUGCAGGGCGAGGGUCCCGGCGACUGGCUGCACGCGCCGCUGGAGCCCGACGUGCGCGCGGUGGUGGUGGGCUUUGACCCGCACUUCAGCUACAUGAAGCUCACCAAGGCCCUGCGCUACCUGCAGCAGCCCGGCUGCCUGCUCGUGGGCACCAACAUGGACAACCGGCUUCCGCUGGAGAACGGCCGCUUCAUCGCGGGUACUGGGUGUCUGGUCCGAGCCGUGGAGAUGGCCGCCCAGCGCCAGGCCGACAUCAUCGGGAAGCCCAGCCGCUUCAUCUUCGACUGCGUGUCCCAGGAAUACGGCAUCAACCCCGAGCGCACCGUCAUGGUGGGAGACCGCCUGGACACAGACAUCCUCCUAGGCGUCACCUGUGGCCUGAAGACCAUCCUGACCCUCACCGGAGUCUCCACUCUAGGGGAUGUGAAGAAUAAUCAGGAAAGUGACUGCGUGUCUAAGAAAAAAAUGAUCCCUGACUUCUAUGUUGACAGCAUAGCCGACCUUUUGCCUGCCCUUCAAGGUUAAAGAUUGAGUGUCCUUAAUCUCCAGAAUAAAAAAAAAAAAAAAAAUUGAAAACCAGUUACCCAAAUUAAUAGGUGGGGCUUAAGCAUCUGCUCGGCUAAGUGGCUUCAAAGAGUGUAAUUGGAGUUAAGCAAAGGCAUUCAUUGUUAACCUUGUAAGUACACGUUUGGGGGACGAUUUCGUUUACAGAUGCUUGUAAUGGAAGAUGCACUUUUAGGCUUGGAGGCAUUGUGGGCUGGGUUCUGGGCCUUGGGUGGGGCUGGCGGGGGCAGGCUCCGCACCUGCCGGGACUCAGGUAACCGGGGCCUGCCGAUGGGACUGAGGCGGGUCUAGGGGUGUGUGUCCUGUAUUUUAUGGAAAAACGCAUUCAGGGAUCCAGCCCCUCACUGGGCAGAGGGACUGAUUAUUCUGACUGUUGGGAGAGGCUUGCAUGGACCAGAGCCCCAUCAGUAUGACUGAAAGUCCAGCGGAGCCUUCUGUGUCCCUGUGCCUCCCAGCAGGGUGGGAGUGGAGGAGGCGGCUGCUCCCAGGUGGCAUCUCCCUGCCCUUGGGUGCAAAGUGCUGCCCUCACCACUCUCCCAGCUCCCCUACUUCCUUGAAAACCACUCUGAUGUCACAACUGAGUGUCUGUUCCGUUUCAGAUACCCAGGGCUGCUGCCCAGUUCUGUAAACGCAGCCCAGCUAAACUACUCUGCUGUCUCAAGUGUGCAUUUAAACCCAGGUGAUUUGGACAGAGCAGCCGCGAUGGCGUGGACGCCUUCACUGAACUCCGGGCUGCAGUGCAGGGAGCUCAGAGCAGUGCUGCUACCAAACAGUUUUUAACUUUGAACAACUGUGUCAGGCAAUGGAUUUGAAUCCUAAGUGUGUUAAUAGCUGUGCUCUGUGUCGUAGGGAAAAUCGCACUGAAGGAGCCUCUGUGCCCUGCAGCCGGCAGCACGGCUGAAGCAUGCGCUGGCCAAGGAAUGCCUGUCUGUCAUCCAGGACUCCGGGAGGGGAGGAGAGUUGUUGUCCCCAAGAACAGGAAGUCCUUUACCAAGCAUCCAGUCUCUUCCUGUCCUCCCAUUCCCUAGGUUGGGGUAGGGGUUAGAGGCUGGUGGCCCAGGAGAUCACCUGCCUUGCCCUGGAUUCCCUCUUAAGUGGCCAGCAGGACUUGGCAGGGCCACCAGCUCGCCAAGGUUCUGGGCAGGGCUCCGGCCUCUGCUGUCCGCUCUUGGCUCUGCUGACCUUUCACAGGCCUGACAGCAGACUCACCAGGGCCAUCCCAGGACGCUGCACCUUCUGGCUGGCUCUCUACCAGCGCCUUUCCCUGUACCUGCCAGCUUCUCUCUUGGCCCCACAGUCACAGCAUUCCACUUGGUCACAAAGACUUCAGAGCAAUAAGGGGCGUCCUGAGCCCUCAGCACCUCCCAGGCCUGGGAUAUCGGGUUCAAAGGGUGCUACAGAGCAGCAUGAGGGCGACUGCGCCCAUGAGCCUGGUGGCACUGACGCUGGCUUGGCUAGGUUGGCUCAAGCCGGGUCUGGCCUCGCAGGAUGCAGUCACGCCAGGAGCUUAUGGCAGAUGCAGCCUCGGCGAUGCCUCUCUUGCCGGGUAGGGGCUGGGAGUCCCUGUGCACCGUCUCUGGCCCAUGAGGGGCUGCAGCACUGUGUGUGCCCCAGAGCACAGAUUAAACUCUCAAACCCA